AUGUCCGUUGAAGGAGAAGACAUACAGAGACAACCAGGUGUCAAAUCCUCGGCUCCAGGGAAAUCUUUAGGGCACAAGCACACUGUGAGUCACUACACUCGAUACUCGAAAAUGUCUGAGGCAGAGGCAAAAUCGGCUGCUCCAAGCGCUGAGCUUUUGGAAUGGCCGAAGAAGGACAACCGUCGCCUCCUCCACGCCGUGUACCGAGUCGGCGAUCUCGAUCGCACGAUCAAGUUUUACACAGAGGCUCUGGGGAUGAAGCUGUUGAGGAAGAGGGAUAUUCCUGAAGAGAAAUACUCGAAUGCAUUUCUGGGAUUUGGGCCUGAAGAGUCUCACUUCGUGGUCGAGUUGACCUACAAUUAUGGAGUGUCUUCUUAUGAUAUCGGGACUGGUUUUGGACAUUUCGCCAUUGCUACUCCCGAUGUUAAAAAGCUGGUUGAAGAGGUUCGUGCCAAGGGUGGUAAUGUGACGAGGGAGCCUGGUCCUGUGAAAGGUGGGAACAGCAUCAUUGCCUUUGUGAAGGACCCAGAUGGUUACACAUUUGAGAUCAUUCAGCGACCUUCCACCCCAGAGCCACUUUGUCAAGUAAUGCUCCGCGUUGGUGAUCUUGAACGCUCAGUCAAGUUCUAUGAAAAGGCUUUGGGCUUGAAGCUAUUGAGGACGAUUGAGAGGCCUGAAUACAAGUACAACAUAGCCAUCCUGGGAUAUGCAGAGGAAGACCAGACAACCAUUUUGGAGUUGACUUAUAACUAUGGUGUGACUGAAUACACCAAGGGAAACGCAUAUGCGCAGAUUGCUAUUGGUACUGAUGAUGUCUACAAAAGUGCCGAGGUUGUCAACUUGGUUACACAAGAACUUGGAGGAAAGAUAACCAGGCAACCUGGACCAAUUCCCGGACUCAACACCAAGAUCACUUCUUUUCUGGAUCCAGAUGGCUGGAAAACUGUGCUGGUUGACAAUGAGGAUUUUCUCAAGGAACUGCAGUAA
Prunus armeniaca (apricot) is the source of this 987-nucleotide messenger RNA. The record is from the annotation of a GenBank genome assembly. Lineage: Eukaryota; Viridiplantae; Streptophyta; Magnoliopsida; Rosales; Rosaceae.